Molecule: messenger RNA, 1163 nt
Organism: Monosiga brevicollis MX1
Lineage: Eukaryota; Choanoflagellata; Craspedida; Salpingoecidae
Exons: 9
Coding region: 57-1163 (368 amino acids)
Biological process (GO): purine nucleotide biosynthetic process
Molecular function (GO): phosphoribosylaminoimidazolesuccinocarboxamide synthase activity
Source: RefSeq, a predicted model, not a curated record
GCACGGUUUCUUCCCAGCUCUUGCCUCCUUUCUUUUCUUCUAUCGCUUCCGCUGCCAUGGAGAUGCUUGGCAAGACCAUCGUCGAGGGCAAGACCAAGGUCGUCCACCAACAUGCCCGUAACUUUGACCAAGUGAUUCUCGUGUCCAAGGACCGCAUCACAGCUGGGGAUGGUGCGCGUGCUCAUGAGAUUUCGGGCAAGGCCAAGGUUGCCAACGACACCACCUGCACCAUCUUUGAGUUCUUGAACAGCGUUGGUAUUCCCAGCCACUUUGUCGCUCGCAGCGGGGACAUGAUGGUGGCCAAGAAGGUGCACAUGAUCCCGAUCGAGUGCGUGGCUCGCCGCGUUGCCUACGGCUCGUACCUUCGUCGUUUCAAGACGCCGUUCCCUGUGACGGAGGCCUACCGCUUUCCAACGCCUUGCCUCGAGUUCUUCUACAAAGACGAUGCCAACCAUGACCCGCAAGUGACCAAGGAGCAGCUCCUGAGCAACCCUCUUCUGCUUGACGAGGCCAAGCAGCUGCGGCUGACCCCAAAGUACGUGGAGCAGAUGGAGCUCUGGACCCGGGCCGUGUUCGAAACCCUGGAACGCGCUUGGGCCGUUCAAGGCUGCACCCUCGUCGACAUGAAGAUCGAAUUUGGCAUUGACAUGCAAGGCCGCCUCAUCUUGGCUGAUGUCAUCGAUAACGAUGCCUGGCGCGUGUGGCCCCAGGGUGAUCGUCGUCUGAUGAAGGACAAGCAGUUUUACCGCGAGCUCAAGACUGUGACAGAUGCCGACUUGACCGAGGUGCUUAAAAAAUACGAAUGGGUCGCCGAUGCUGUGCGCGGCUUCAAGGCCCGCCGCCCCACUGCCUGCAUCGCCGUGGGAGUGGACGCCCCAAACCUGAAGGGGGCCCAGACCAAGCUGCAGCACUACUCGGCCUUGACUCCAAUCAGUCUGACCGCACUCCAAACCAUCAGCGAACCCACAGUGGUUGUGACCUCUGCAGCGCUGUUUGCAAGUGUGGCAUCCAUCACGGCCUGCCCCGUUCUCAUUGCUGAUGCCAACACCGACUCGGCCGUGUUGCGGGAACAAAUUCUGCGUAUUCUGGCACGCGACGACCACGUGUUGUGGUGCAGCUUGCACGCAGAGCAGAUCGCCGCCACAGUGGCUGCCCAGAAUUAG